UUUUGAUUGACCGAUUGAAAUUACCCUUUGUCACCCUAAAGAAUGCUGCCUAUGACUUCUGUAGAAGACUGAUGUUACAAGAAGUAGGAUUUUUUGCUCGUUUAUAUGCAACAGGAAAUCCCACGACCUACGUGCUGAAUCUUUACUGCUUCCCACUCCAUCUUAGAGAACAAGUGCAAACUCCUCUAUCUCCAGAUCUUCGCCGCGUUUGUGCUCAAGGGGGAGGAAACUCGCUGAAGCCACUGUGUAAAGAAGAUUGGAUGUCUGUGUCUCUUUCCGAAGCAUUUACUUUGAUGCAAGAAGUAAAUCUAGACAACUUCUUGAAGUUUCUCGGAACUGAUCAUUUUGUACGAAGUUUGCGUGUAUCCAUUAGCGACCUUAGUAACCUGCAAGUAGAGUUGUACAUGGAGAAGCAAUCUCAUAGGGACAAAUUAUGCACGCUGAAUUUUACUCCGACCCUUCCAGAUCAGACCUCUUCUCCUAGGAACUUGCCUUCUACAGCACAGGUAGUCAUGCCUGAGCAAGAGGAAGAUCAGGUUGCGCUGGAAUUCAGCACAGCUUUCCCCUCACCGAAAGCACUGGAAGAAACAGAUUCAAGUAUUUCCUCAGAAAAAGUUUUGAAUGUUACAAUCUUAGCAGACGAGUGGAAUUCACUGAAAGGUGGAUUAUCGACGUUUAACAGAGAACUUGCCAUUCAUUUAGCAAGCUGUUCCGACACUAAACUCACUGUAUUUGUUCCUCACGGUGCAUGUGGAGAGGAAGAAAAAGCAAAAGCUGAAAAAGAAAAAGUUAGUAUUAUUGAGGCAGAGGAACUCAUCUCGAGCAGCCCCCACGAAGAAUUGUUCUUUCCACCGGAAGACCUUAAAAUUGAUGUAGUAAUUGGUCAUGGCGUGAAGCUUGGUCGACAGGCUCAGAAUAUUAGACGAUCUAAGAAGUGCAUGUGGGUUCAAGUAGUGCAUACUGCUCCGGCUGAACUCGGUAUGCACAAGCGCUAUUCGAAUGCUGUCACACAAAGCGGAGUAAAGAACAAGCGUGAGGUUGAUCUAUGCAAAAUAGCUGACCUUGUCAUGGCAGUUGGGCCUAAAUUGAAAGGUUUCUACUCAAAUCAACUACGCUCUUUCGAAAAAGAGCAGGAUGUUGUGGAAUUUACACCGGGAAUUAUGAGAGAGUUAAAUGGUGUGGAGCUGUCGCCAUACGAGAACCACGAGUUUCAGGUCCUGAUGUUUGGGCGUGGUGAUGACGAAGACUUCGAGCUAAAAGGCUACGAUAUUGCCGCUGGGGCAUUUGCAAGUCAUGAGCUGAAAAACGACUCCUAUCAUCUCACAUUCGUUGGAGCGGCCCCAGGAAAAGAAGACGAAUUUGCAAAGAAGAUUCUUAAACAUGAAAUGUCUAAAAACCAGCUGUCUGUCGAAGAAUAUAUCAAAGAUAGAGAUCGAUUAAAAGAGCUGCUUCUUCGUAUGGAUCUGGUUAUCAUGCCUUCAAGAACAGAGGGAUUUGGACUCACGGCUCUGGAAGCCUUAUCCGCUGGUUUGCCUGUCCUUGCUGGCCAUAACUCAGGCUUUUCAAAAGCGUUGCAGAAGGUAGAAUUUGGAGAACUCUGUGUAGUUAACUCCGAUAAACCCGAAGACUGGUCAAAGGCGAUCAAGAAGGUCCGUCAAAAGGAGAGAAAAAAGCGGCUAGACGAGAUGCAACAACUGCGGAAAUCUUAUGGACAGAAGUACAACUGGGCAGAACAAUGCGAGAUUCUUGUAAAGGAGAUGAGGAGAAAAGUUUUUGAACUUCAGAACAUCGACAAUAAACCUACGAAGACACCGUGAGAAGUAAACACUAUGGUGAUUCAACUCAGGAUUUUUUACUACUGAAGAAACUUGACAAUUAAAGUCUUUUUAAAAUUUUUUAUUUCAUUGUAUUAGCCAGGAAAACAUUUACCCAAAUUAGGCUUUGUAAGAUCACCAGAUUAGAUGUACAUAUUUUAGUUUUUAUAUAAAUUUCUCAGUAGUUGUUAAAAGACAAAAUUGGCAUCUAACAAGAAUUUUCCUUAUAGGUGUUUUUUGACUUAUUUCAACGUGGAAAAUGAAUGGAAAUAAUAUAUUAGCACAAGCCAUUCAGUAAAAAUUAUAAUAAGCCAGUCAAUCAUUUCCUAUUUCUUUUGGCGGUCUCAUCUUACAGGUAUAAUUUAGCACGCUCGACACCUCUUUUUCUUAGAGGUGUCUUAAGGUGUAAACAUGUAGCACUUUUCAUCUUCCGCACUGAAUUUAUAAUCAAGUAAUUUAUACGAAUAGCACGUUGCUCUUUUAGGGCCGGUACCUUGGGUACGCCCUUUCUUCUCCGAAUUUUCUGUUUAUUCUGUCGUUAUGUAACAGUCCUAAAGGGCUAUGUUCUCUCAGGAUAUGUCUCCAACUUUGAUUUUACUUCUGUUAGUAAGUUUAUUAUAAUUUUUAUAUUACCAAUCUUGUUUUUCUUUCGCCCGACCUUGACCGUAAGAUUAAGAAAUUUAAGGUAGAAAGUCAUUUUUUAAAGCACAGGCAUCGCGAAGGUACCUACUUAGUAUGCGAACUCCGCUCUGCAUAGCUUAGCGAGAUUCGCUAGUUAAGUGUAAAAGCAUGACGAAGGUUAGAGAUCGACAGCUCAGUAAGCGUCACCUUUAUAAGCAGUGACCCAUACUUUCCUUGUUAGAUCAGAGCUAGUCUCCUUUGUAUUAUCUUGCGUAGAAAAAGAGUGAAUAAAGACACGGACAAUC
Molecule: messenger RNA, 2740 nt
Organism: Pocillopora verrucosa
Lineage: Eukaryota; Metazoa; Cnidaria; Anthozoa; Scleractinia; Pocilloporidae
Source: RefSeq, a predicted model, not a curated record